Molecule: messenger RNA, 1068 nt
Organism: Adineta steineri
Lineage: Eukaryota; Metazoa; Rotifera; Eurotatoria; Adinetida; Adinetidae
Source: the annotation of a GenBank genome assembly
AUGUUAAAUAGUUCAUUUUUAUUACCUGUUAGUAAAAAUAUAAUGCAUUCAUUAAUCAAUAAUGAAUGGACACAACCUGCUUUAGCAUCAUGUCAUAUUUUGAAAUGGAUUGGUGGUUGUUUAUGUUUUAUAUUCAUUUUUGGUAUUAUUCUUAAUAGUUUUAUUCUUUGUAUUCUUCUCAAUAAAAAACAACUUCAAUCACCAAUUAAUCUAUUUAUAAUUGCUUUGUCUUCUGUUGAUUUAAUACAUGCUUUAUUUGGUAUUCCAUUACCUCUGACAUCUAAUUUUGCUUGCCAAUGGUUAUAUGGAAAAUAUUUGUGUUAUUAUGAAGGUUUUAUUGCAUAUUCUGUUGGAAUGAUUGGACUCUAUUUAUUAACUGCUUUAUCGUUGAAUAGAUAUUGGAUAAUCGUUACACCUGUUCAAUCAAAAUAUAGUACUUUUCAAACUAUUUAUGUAUCAAUAUUUUUGGCAAUAUUAGGAGGUUUAUUUUGGGCAAUAGUACCUAUGUUUGGAUGGAAUUAUUAUACAUUAGAAGGUGUACUAACAUCAUGUUCUAUUCGUUGGCAAGAUCGAACAUUAAAUGUUAUUAGUUAUAAUAUUUGUAUGUUUCUUUUUGGAUAUAUUAUUCCAUUAUUUAUUUUAAUCUUUUGUAAUACAAAAAUUUAUCUAGAAGUAUUCAAUGUAUCUAAACGAAGUUCAAAAUGGGGAAAUAGUUUAGCUAGAACUCGAAGUCGUCGAAAACAGGAAUUAGAAAAACAUGUAGCAAAAACAGUUAUUUUCAUUAUUGUUACUUUUACCAUUGCGUGGACGCCGUAUGCCAGUGUAGCAUUUAUUUCAUCGUUUUUUUCUCCGACAUUAAUUUCACCAUUAGGUGGGACAUUACCUGCACUUUUUGCUAAAUCAUCGAUUUGUUUUAAUCCACUUGUUUUUAUUCUAACAAAUUCUCACAUUCAAUCAACAGUUUUUCAACAAAAGAAGAAAACUUCACACACAAGUGAAAGUACUUCAUCGAAAAACAAAAUUGAUCAACGACAAUCACUUCGAUUACAGUUAUUGCCUGUAUCAUAA